Molecule: messenger RNA, 375 nt
Organism: Closterium sp. Naga37s-1
Lineage: Eukaryota; Viridiplantae; Streptophyta; Zygnematophyceae; Desmidiales; Closteriaceae
Source: the annotation of a GenBank genome assembly
AUGGCGUUUAGACCAACUCAUCGAAACGACAAGGGGCGCAGCUGGCUGUUGGGCGACACACCAGCAGCAUCGGAGCACGUGCAGUUGCAGGUGGACCCUAUCCGCUCAGGUCUGGACCAAGAAAUCGGGUCUCUCAGAGACCAGGUGUCCAAGCUCAAGAGAGUAGCAGGCGACAUAGCCCUUGAGACCAAGCAGCAGAACGAUAUCCUUAAUCAACUGGAGCACACCAUGGCUAAGGCGCGGGCAGCAGUGCGCAACACAAUGCGGAAGGUAGACAGGCAUCUCAAGGGCAGUGGCUCCGCGCACCUGUUACACGUCAUCCUCUUUGCGUUAGCGUGCUUCCUCUUGGUGUACCUCUGGAAGAAACUUCGGUGA